Molecule: messenger RNA, 1845 nt
Organism: Salpingoeca rosetta
Lineage: Eukaryota; Choanoflagellata; Craspedida; Salpingoecidae
Exons: 9
Coding region: 147-1595 (482 amino acids)
Source: RefSeq, a predicted model, not a curated record
AAAGCUGUGGCCUUGUGGCUUUGGCUUGACGCCAAGGGCUGCGACAACCACUCAUUUUACCCGCCUGCGUGCCUUGUUCCUUGUUGUGUCACCGACGCACCCACCUUCCACCUUCCUUCCUUCCUUCCUUCCCACCCGCUUUCACCAUGCGUGGCCUUGUGUUCUCUGGCAUCCUUGGAGUGGUGCUGCUUGCUGCCCUCGCCUCCCACGCCUCCGCCAUCGGCGUCAGCCUUGGAGAUGAACUGACCCUCUCGGAAUUCCUUGCCGAAACGAACCUGGAUGGCUGCGCCAACCUGACGGCGUCCAACGAGGGCUACUACUUUGAGGGCGGCUACGAGACCGGCAUUCAACAGUCCCGUUGCGACGUUGGUGGCGAGUGCAUGUGCAACAACUUUGCCGAGUGCGACAACGGAAACUGCCAAAGGAUCUUCCGCUGCAACGACACAGAGUUUGAGGGCUGCUACUCCGUCGCUAACUGCACACAGACUGUUUUCGACACCUACUUUGCGGUUGAACUGGACUGCUCGCGUGGUGAUCCACUGACGGAGCGCAAUGAGGAGGAGCUCGACUUCUUUGCCAUGCGCUGGAAGCAGGCCCUCGAGGAUGACUGUGAUAUCUCCAGGCUGUGCCGGUACAAUGGUGACACGUCCGCCACGAUUGACGUGAUCAAUGCCACCUCGUUCCGCACCAGCACCCUCAACAGCGCACAUGUCGACGACCUGCUCGUGUGUGCGCAGUCCACAACCUUCCGCUUCAACCGCUGCACCGUCGUGGAUGUGCGCGAGGUGGAGGCGCCGACCACCACCACAACGACCACCACCACUACAACCACCACCACAACAACCACAACCACAACAACCACAACCACCACAACCACAACCACUACGACAACCACGACCACGACCACGACCACAACCCUCCCACCUUGCGAUUACACAUGCACCGACCAGGUGGACAGCUGCAUCGGCGCGGCCGUGUUUGAGAACGAUGUGCGCGAUACCUUCUCGACCUGCGUCGCCGAGUUUGACCACCACAGCACCUCAAACCUGGUGGACUUUGGCAUCUGCCUUGCAGACUGCGACGACAUUAUGGGCAGCGACAACUACACCGACGUCAAGACCAUCCUCGCAUGCUACCGCAACUGCGCGUUUUCCACUGCAGACAUUGACUGCAACGUGACAGUCACGACGACGACCACGACCGAAGCGCCAACCACAACCACGUUCAACUGCGAGGACAUGUACGAGCCGAACCAGAACCCUCCAUUUGGCACAACCAACCUUACCCUUCCCGUGGACAUCACGGCAGGCAUUUGCGUUGGUGACGCCGACUUGUACCGCGUUGAUGUGUGCCCCUUUGCCAACGUCACCAUCAACCUGUAUUUCACGCACGCGGAGAUUGACCUGACUCUCGGCCUUAUGUCCGUCGAGAACGAGGCAGACCAAGCCUAUUCCAACUCCACAACGGACAACGAGUACAUCUUCUACCAAACGACAGACAGCCUAACCACCUCCUACUUUGUGUCAGUCGCAGACACCUCGUUUUCAACCGAAGGCCAAUACCAGCUUACCAUUGACGUUGACUGCUCCGAGUAAUGCGCUGCCUUUCGCGCGUCGCUCAAGCAGGCUUUCGCAUCGCACAAACCAACACCGUUGCCGCUUGACCGCAAGGUUGCCUUCCCUUUCUGUCAUUUUCCUUCUCCCUUCUUCCUGGAUGGCUGGCUCACCUGUCGUGCUUGCUCCUGCUUGUUGCUGCGCUGUUGCGUUGUUACAUGAUGUGACAAAGCAGCGCUUCGCCUUCGUCUUUCGUCUCUCGUUCUCCACCAAUAACAACAACAGAACAACA